GUGGGAUCGGGGUCGCGACAGGAGCGAUGGGCGCGGGUCGCCGCCUCCUCCUCUCGCUGAGCCCCGAGCGCCGGCGCUGCGCCGCGGUGAUCGGUCUGAUGGCGGCCUCGGCACUGGGCGAGAUGGCUGUGCCCUACUACAUGGGACGUGCCAGCGACUGGGUGGCCCGCGAGGACGAGCUGGCGGCCAUCCUACCCAUGGUGCUGCUGGGCCUCAGCAGCGCUGUCACCGAGCUGGUGUGCGAUGUGACCUUCGUGGGGACGCUGAGCCGCACGCAGAGCCGCCUGCAGCGCCGUGUCUUCGCUGCCGUCCUGCGGCAGGACAUCGCCGAGCUGCGCGCCGAUGGGGCCGGGGAUGUGGCCACGCGGGUGACACGGGAUGCAGAGGACGUGCGUGAGGCGCUGGGCGAAGCGCUGAGCCUCCUGCUCUGGUAUCUGGCACGCGGCGUCUGCCUCUUCGCCACCAUGGCCUGGCUGUCCCCGCGCAUGGCGCUGCUCACCGCGCUGGCGCUGCCGCUGCUGCUGGCCCUGCCCAGGGCUGUGGGGCACUUCAGGCAGGCCCUGGCACCACAGAUGCAGAAGGCGCAGGCCCAGGCUAGCGAGGUGGCAGUGGAGACUUUCCAAGCCAUGGCCACCGUGCGCAGCUUCGCCAACGAGGACGGGGCGGCUGCGCACUACCGGCAGCGCCUGCAGCAGAGCCACCGCCUGGAGAAGAAGGAUGUGGCCCUCUACACCGUCUCUGUGUGGACCAGCGGUUUCUCAGCGUUGGCCCUGAAGGUGGGGAUCCUCUACUAUGGGGGGCAGCUGGUGGCUGCAGGGACCGUCAGCACUGGGGACCUUGUCACCUUCCUCCUCUACCAGAUGCAGUUCACUGAUGUUGUGGGGGUCCUGCUCCGCUAUUACCCCACACUGACAAAGGCUGUGGGCUCUUCGGAGAAGAUCUUUGAGUUCCUGGACCGGGAGCCACAGGUUGCACCCUCGGGGACAGUGGCACCCAGUGACCUGCAGGGCCACCUCCAGCUGGAGGACGUCUGGUUCUCCUACCCUGGGCGCCAGGAGCCCGUCCUCAAGGGCGUAUCGCUGGAGCUGCGCCCUGGGGAGGUGCUGGCACUGCUGGGACCCCCGGGUGCAGGGAAGAGCACUCUGGUGGCCCUGGUGUCACGCCUGCACCAGCCCACGGCCGGGCGCCUGCUGCUGGACGGCCACCCCCUCCCCAGCUACCAGCACUCCUACCUGUGCCGCCAGGUGGCCGUGGUCCCCCAGGAGCCGCUGCUCUUUGCCCGCUCGCUCCACACCAACAUCUCCUAUGGGUUGGGGUGCUGCAGCCGGGCGCAGGUGACAGCAGCUGCCCGCAAGGUGGGCGCCCACAACUUCAUCACCCACCUGCCCCAAGGCUACGACACAGAGGUGGGCGAGUUGGGAGGACAGCUCUCCGGGGGGCAGCGGCAGGCGGUGGCCAUUGCCCGUGCGCUGCUGCGGGACCCCCGCAUCCUCAUCCUCGAUGAGCACAGCAGCGCCCUGGACACUGAGUGCCAGCAGCAGGUGGAACAGGAGAUCCUCGCAGCCAGAGGGUCGGGGCGUGCAGUGCUGAUGGUGACGGGCCGGGCAGCCCUGGCAGCGCGGGCACAGCGGGUGGCUGUGCUGGAUGGGGGAGAGGUGCGCCAGCAGGGACCCCCCCACGAGGUGCUGCACCCCGGAAGCCCCAUGUGGCACCUGCUGCAGGACUGGGGACAACAGGGAGCACCAAGGAAGGGGGACAGAGGGAGUGGGGAUGAGGGAUAGCAAGAGUUAUGGAUGGGGACGGCAGAGGGUGGGGGCAGUGGGAGGUGGGAUGGGGACACUGAGCAUUGGGACUGAGAAUGGGGACACUUAGGGUGGAGGUGGGGACACCAGGACAGUGACAAAGGACCACAAGAGCUGUGCCAUGGGCACACGGAUGCUGAGCCGGGCACACUGCCAUAUCAUUGCUGUAUGACACACAAUGGCCACUGCACAGACAGCAGUGUCACUGAGUGCCAGCAGGGCUGGGGGUGUGACACAGAACCGGGAAUAAAGCUGCAUGUUUGUACCCAG
This is a messenger RNA of Centrocercus urophasianus (Greater sage-grouse), 2072 nucleotides long. RefSeq names its product transporter 1, ATP binding cassette subfamily B member (gene TAP1). Gene Ontology annotation, molecular function: ABC-type oligopeptide transporter activity; ATP binding; ATP hydrolysis activity. NCBI's taxonomy places the organism in Eukaryota, Metazoa, Chordata, Aves, Galliformes, Phasianidae. Gene Ontology annotation, cellular component: membrane. Bases 27 to 1781 code for a protein of 584 amino acids. The record is from RefSeq and is a predicted model, not a curated record. Gene Ontology annotation, biological process: transmembrane transport. The transcript has 11 exons.